Messenger RNA from Helobdella robusta, 2267 nucleotides. RefSeq lists its product as hypothetical. Gene Ontology annotation, biological process: protein folding. The coding region runs from base 80 to 1720 and encodes 546 amino acids. The transcript has 16 exons. Gene Ontology annotation, cellular component: chaperonin-containing T-complex. Lineage: Eukaryota; Metazoa; Annelida; Clitellata; Rhynchobdellida; Glossiphoniidae. The record is from RefSeq and is a predicted model, not a curated record. Gene Ontology annotation, molecular function: ATP hydrolysis activity; ATP-dependent protein folding chaperone; ATP binding.
UUUUUUUUAUUUUAUUGUCAAACUUUCUAUUUCUUUGGUUUAAUAAUUUGACAACUUGUUGGCUAAAUUUUGCUGAAAAAUGGCGAUGCACGUACCAAAAGCUCCUGGUUUCGCUCAGAUGUUGAAAGAUGGUGCCAAACACAUCAUAGGUUUGGAUGAAGCUAUAUUCAGGAACAUUGAGGCAUGCAAGGAAUUGGCCAAUACAACAAAAAGUGCAUAUGGACCGUAUGGUCAGAAUAAAAUGGUCAUCAAUCAUCUUGACAAGUUGUUUGUCACCAAUGAUGCUGCAACCAUUCUCAACGAGUUACAGGUACAACAUCCAGCGGCCAAGUUAAUUGUUCUGGCUUCUCAACAGCAGGAGCAAGAAUGUGGAGAUGGCACAAAUUUUGUUCUGGUCUUUGCUGGUGCCCUCUUGAAUCAGGCUGAACAGUUGCUCAGGAUGGGUUUGUCAGUAACAGAGGUUGUGGAGGGAUAUGAGCAGGCAUGCAGGCUAGCUCUUGAAAUCUUGCCUAAUCUGGUGGUGAAGACAAUUAGUGACCGUCGAAACAAAGAAGAUGUAACUCAAGUCAUCAGAAGCUCCGUAAUGAGCAAGCAAUACGGGCUGGAAGAUUUCCUUGGACCUCUCAUUGCUGAUACUUGCAUUGCUACUUUGCCUGAAUCCAACUACUUCAAUGUUGACAAUAUUCGAAUCUGCAAAGUCGCAGGCCAGGGAGUGCAGAACUCUGUUUCAAUCCAGGGGAUGGUAUUUAAGAGGCAGGUUGAGGGGAAUGUAAAGAGGGCUGAAAAGUGCAAGGUGGCAGUGUACACAUGUCCCCUGGACAUCAUGCAGACGGAAACAAAAGGAACUGUCCUGAUCAAAACGGCGGCUGACCUGAUGUCCUACAGCAAGGGAGAGGAGGGGCAGGUCGAAGAGAUAGUUAAAAGUAUCAGUGACGCAGGCUGCCAGGUGAUCGUAACGGGUGGUAAGGUAGGUGAGAUGUACCAGCAUUUCUGCAACAAGUACAACAUCAUGGUCGUUCGUGUGCCGUCGAAAUUCGACCUCAGGAGGCUCUGCAAGACUAUCGGUGCCACUGCCCUACCUAGAAUCACUACUCCCACUCCUGAAGAAUCGGGGACCUGUGAUGUCGUCAAGGUCGAUGAGAUUGGUGACACGCCUGUAGUUAUUUUCAAGCAAGAAAGUCAGGAAAGCCUAAUAAGCACGAUAGUGAUUCGCGGUGCGACGGACAAUACAAUGGAUGACAUUGAACGAGCCAUUGAUGACGGUGUCAACACGUACAAGUGCCUUCAUAAGGAUGGUCGGUUGCUGGCGGGCGCUGGGGCUUGUGAGAUCGAACUGGCACAACAGCUCACCAACUACGGAAAUAAGGUGUCAGGUUUGGCUCAGUAUGCCAUACAGAAGUUUGCAGAAGCCCUCGAGGAACUGCCAAGAGCCAUCGUUGCUAAUGCCGGUGUCAAGGCCUCCAAUGUUGUGUCUCAGUUGUACGCCGCUCACCAGCUAGAUCAGAAGAAUGUUGGAGUUGACAUUGAGGUUGAUGUUCCAGCAGUGAAGGAUGCAUUGGAAGCAAAGAUAUUUGACUUGUACAUCACUAAAAUGUGGGCCCUCAAGUUCGCCACCAGAGCUGCUUGCACUGUUCUCAGCGUUGAUCAGAUAAUUAUGGCCAAGCCAGCUGGCGGACCCAAAGUCAAGGACAACAAAAAUCAUGACGAUGAUGAUGACUAAUGAUGAUGAGUAAUCUCUAGUUGAUGACGACCCUUUUAUAAUUUAAGAUUAUUUCUAUAUUAUAAAUGUCUCAAUGUUUUUUAUUUUGUCUUAUUUUUUAUUAUUUCUAAAAAAUACUAUAUAGGUCUCUUACCAUCUUUUAAUCUUACGCUACAAUAAAAUUUUUUAUUAACGUAAUUUAUCAGCGUUUGUUUUUGCAGUUCACUGUUUUAUGUUACUAUUAACAAAGCUAAAUUAGAAACCCAUUUAACAUAAAUUAUUUGAGCUAUCUUGUUCAAGUUUAAAGUGUUAUAUAAAGUUUUAAAGUGAAAAUUAUCAGAUAUUGUAGUUUAUUCAUCAGAUCUCGUUAAAGUUAGUUAUCUAUUUUGCUCAUAACUUAACAACUUGAUAGAUUAGGCCAGUUAUUUCAUUUUAAUUCAUUUAAACAAGUAUUCGUUUAUUUUAUACUAUUUAUUACUAAAUAAUCAUUACUACAUCACUGGCGUCGGUGAUGCUAACAGUUAAUUAGAAAUUGAAGUUAACCUGAAAAUAUUUACUAAACUUGUCG